AUGCACUUGGUCGAAAGCCUACGAGACAAAGUUUCGAAGGGAACGCCAAUCUUGACAAAAGAUGACAAUGAAUUUACUGAUGCCCACGUACGCUGGACCAAUAUUGAUCGCAAAACACCGGCGGUGAUUGUACAGCCUCUAAGCGAAGAUGAUGUUGUUGCCGUGGUAAGGAACCUCAGACCUUGUCUCUAUAAGGUCAAAGUUGCUUGUGCCGCAAACGUUCCAUUUGUGCCCGCAUCUGGUGGGCACAGCGAGUGGUCGACCGUCGAAGAUGGCAUCAUCAUUGACCUAUCCAAGUACAAACAAGUGUCUGUCGAUGCAGACCAGCGUACAGUCACGGUGCGUGGUGGAGUCCUGAUGAAAGAGCUCCAAAUCGCUCUCAGCGAACAAGGUCAAUUUACAGCCAUCGCCAAUGGCAACACAGUGGGCGUCAUCCCGUAUGUCAUUGGCGGUGGCAUAUCCUCCUACUCUCCUAUUGUUGGCUACGCCUGCGAGAAUCUCCUCUCGGCAACUCUCGUCACCUCUACCGGCACACUCACCACCUGCAGCUCAUCCCAAAACCCCGCUCUUCUCUGGGCCCUCCGAGGCGCCGGCCAAUUCUUUGGCAUCACAACUUCCAUAACCCUCCGAAUCUACCCCCUCAGCCUGAUCCACCCCUCUCCUCCGGGCAUCCGCCAAAUCGGCGUGGUCUUCUUCCCGCCCCCGCGCGCAGCCGAAGUCUGCCAAACCCUCAAAAACAUCGUCGGUGAUUCCCCAGGCGAGAAUCCUGACAAGCACAUCUCAUCCGGCCAUUUCAUGAGCAUGCACAAUCCCGAUUUCGGCGGACAAGUGCUGAUGGUAGCACCACAAUACUUCGGCACGGGGCCAGAACUGCAGAAGACAUUCCAACCCAUCAUCGACCUCGAACCCCUCCAUCACCAACAUGGGCCUAGCAACUUCGAAGAGCACAGCGAUCACCUGGGCUGGAUGUGUCCGAAGGGGGAGUACAAACGGUUUAGCCAGACAGGGCUGGUGGGAAUAAAUCCCGCGAAUUUUGCGAGACUGGUGGAUCUGCACAGGGAGUUGCUGGAAACAAUACCGGGGACCGAGAGAUCGGUAUUCACAAUUGAAUGGCAUACCUCUACCCCGAAAACGGGGGCGAGGGAGACAGAAACGGCGUUUGGGAUGAAGGGGGUGGAGAUAUGGCUGAACAUCCUAACAUGGUACACGGACCCCGGCUAUCACGCUCAAGUCCUGCAAUUCGACAACAGAGCGCAGGAGAUAAUGCGCGCUGAUACGAGGGAGGACGCAUACAUAGCGUAUACGAAUACGAGUCGAAAUGAUCCAGUGGAAUGGCGAUAUAAAGACCCGAAGGCGGUAGAGAAGCUAAGGGCGUUGAAGAGGGAGUGGGAUCCUGAUGGAUGUUUUACGAAGGAGUUCUUGUGA
This is a messenger RNA of Bacidia gigantensis, 1425 nucleotides long. RefSeq lists its product as uncharacterized. NCBI's taxonomy places the organism in Eukaryota, Fungi, Ascomycota, Lecanoromycetes, Lecanorales, Ramalinaceae. Bases 1 to 1425 code for a protein of 474 amino acids. The transcript is spliced from 4 exons. Gene Ontology annotation, molecular function: FAD binding. The record is from RefSeq and is a predicted model, not a curated record.